GACUGUUCACUCAGUUCACUGUAGUGAGCAUAAAAAUUUGCGAUUUGGACGUAAGUAGCUCAGUGCAGUGUUGAUCUAAAUAGUGUUUCAAGUUAUAAAGUUCAAAAUCAAUAAGCAAAGAUGGCUAUGUCCAAAGGAACAAGCACGUACAAUCGUCAGAACUGGGAAGAUGCUGAGUUUCCAAUUUUAUGUCAAACAUGUUUGGGCGAUAAUCCAUAUUUACGAAUGACGAAAGAGAAAUAUGGGAAAGAAUGUAAAAUUUGCAUUCGACCCUUCACCGUGUUUAGAUGGUGCCCGGGUGCGAAAAUGCGUUUCAAAAAGACAGAAGUAUGUCAAACAUGCAGCAGACUGAAGAACGUGUGUCAGACUUGCUUAUUAGAUUUGGAGUAUGGGCUACCAAUCCAGGUAAGGGAUGCCGCCCUAAAAAUAAAAGACGACAUCCCUCGAUCCGAGGUCAAUAAAGAAUACUAUGUCCAAAAUUUGGACAAUUCAUUGAGCGCAGCUGAUCCUACUGUACCUGCUGGCUCAGUGGGCAAAUCAGCUGCAGCUAGUGAUUUGUUGAUGAAGUUAGCCAGAACCACGCCAUUUUAUAAAAGGAACAGACCCCAUAUUUGUUCGUUCUGGGUCAAAGGAGAGUGUAAAAGAGGCGAAGAGUGCCCGUACAGACAUGAAAAGCCUAAUGAUCCAGAUGAUCCUUUGGCAGAUCAGAACAUCAAAGACCGAUACUAUGGCGUUAACGAUCCUGUGGCAGAUAAGCUCAUGAGAAGAGCAGCAGCCAUGCCUAAAUUGGAGCCACCGGAAGACAAAGGAAUUACAACACUUUAUGUGGGCAAUCUUGGUGAAGUUUUCACUGAGAAGAUCCUUAGGGAUCAUUUUUAUCAAUACGGAGAAAUUCGAAAUAUCACAAUGGUUCCAAGGCAGCAGUGUGCUUUUGUUCAGUACACUGAAAGAUCUGCUGCAGAAUUAGCUGCUGAAAAAACUUUCAAUAAGUUGAUAUUAGGCGGACGACGUCUGAAUAUCAAAUGGGGCAGAUCUCAAGGAAAGCAAGCACCUUCGAUCGAGGCCGCAAGAGAGAUGUUAGAGCCAGUGCCAGGUUUACCUGGUGCUUUGCCAUUGCCACCAGCAGGUGUAGGCAAUAACUUUUUCAAUCUACCAGGGGUUGUUCCACCACCACCUAUGCCACCAGUGUUAAUGCCUCCAGUGUUUCCACCAAUGGGUACAGUCCCAAUGAAUUUCCCGCCAGGUACUGCACCUAUCCAUUAUCCCAGUCAAGAUCCUUCUAGGAUGGGUACUUCGCAAGGUAUUGGCAAACCUUGGCCAGAAGAAAAUGAGUAAUAAGGCUUACAUAAAGGUUCAUUAAUCUAAGUUAGAUUUAAGUUUUUUCAACAAGUAUCAUGUUUAUUUGUUAUCAACACUAUCGGCUAAAUUCACUUCACGUUGUUUCAUUUCGACAACUAUGUAAAUAUGUAAAUUAAUUUAAGUAACUUUAUUAUUCUAAUUGAAUAAAUAUUUUUAAUUGCAUCAGA
Trichogramma pretiosum is the source of this 1526-nucleotide messenger RNA. Its product is annotated as pre-mRNA-splicing factor RBM22. Gene Ontology annotation, molecular function: U6 snRNA binding; pre-mRNA binding; metal ion binding. The transcript is spliced from 2 exons. Gene Ontology annotation, cellular component: U2-type catalytic step 2 spliceosome; U2-type catalytic step 1 spliceosome; Prp19 complex. Bases 121 to 1335 code for a protein of 404 amino acids. NCBI's taxonomy places the organism in Eukaryota, Metazoa, Arthropoda, Insecta, Hymenoptera, Trichogrammatidae. The record is from RefSeq and is a predicted model, not a curated record.